AACAUACGUCUUAAAUAUUCAACAUUAUUUUCAGUAUAUUCACGUGGUAUGAUCUAAAAAAUGAAAAUAAGUGUUGUUGCAAAUUGUUUAUUAUUGUGUUUAGUUGUACUGAAGUGUAAAGGAGCAAAAAUUUUGGGUAUAAUUCCAACUGCGUCUUACAGUCAUCAAAUAACAUUCCAGCCGUUAUGGACGGAGUUAUCUUUACGAGGACACAACGUAACUGUCAUUACGACAGAUCCUCUCAAUAACGCAUCUUUGAAUAAUUUCAGAGAAAUCGAUAUCAGCGAAAUAUACGAUCUAUUUAGGAAUAUACAGUUUUACGAAACUAUCUCAGUCAAUCCUGUAUAUUUUUGGAAAAUAGUUUUGUUGUUGAGAAACAUUUGUUUAGAAUUAGCUACAACUUUAAUCGAAAAUGAGGAAUUAAAUGCUAUAAAGAAUGAACAUUUUGAUUUGGUUAUAGCCGAAGCGCAUUUUCCUUCUAUAGUAGGUUUUAUAGGACACUAUAAAUGCCCGUGGAUAGGUGUGUCUUCCAUGGAAUCCAGUUUACAGUACAACGUAGCUAUCGGAAAUCCCACGCAUCCUAUUUUGCAUCCAGAUUACAAUCUUCCGUUGGAGAAUUUGGAAAAUUUAAAUUUUUUCGAAAGACUUUUGAGUUUUUUAUAUCGCACUUUGUAUAUAUUCGUGAUAAAUACUUAUAUUUUUCCUAAAUUAUCAACUAUUUAUGAUGAAUCUGGAUGGAAAUCGCCGCCUUUAAUUCAAGUACAAAACAACAUCAGCAUGUUGUUUGUCACUACACACCCCAUUUUUCAUAAAAUCAGACCAUCACUUCCAAAUACCAUAUCAAUUGGAAAUGGAAUGCAUUUCAAGAAACCUCACCCUCUACCUGAGGAUCUCAAACAAUUUCUAGACGAAGGGAAAAACGGCGUUAUUUAUUUCAGUUUGGGAAGUAACGUCAACUCGAAUUUAUUAACCGAAGAAUUCAAGAAAGCCGUUAUCGAAUCGUUCGCUGAAAUUCCGCAUAAAGUCUUACUCAAAAUGGACGGAGAAAUUCAAGGUUUUUCGGAAAACGUUCUAGUCAGGAAAUGGUUACCGCAACAAGAUAUUUUAAGACAUCCUAAUGUGAAGCUGUUUAUAACGCAAGGUGGUCUUCAAUCUCUUCAAGAAUCCGUGGUAAAUGGUAUACCUUUAAUAGGCAUCCCUUUUUUUGGUGACCAAAUAACAAAUGUAAAUAGAAUGGUUAAAAAAGGGUAUGGGAUAAAAUUAGACAGACGUACGAUUACCAAAGAAUUACUGACAAAAGCUAUAAAAGAAGUAAUGAGUAACGCAAGUUACCAAGAAACUGCGAAAGCUAUGGGUGAAAUAUUUAGAGACGAAGAAAUUCCUAGUCUCCAAAGGGCCGUCUACUGGACGGAAUACGUCAUUAGGCACAAAGGAGCGAAACAUCUAAAGAGUCCUAUAGUUGAUAUGCCAGCUUGGAAAUUCUAUAUGUUGGACGUACUAGGAUUUUUAGCUAUUAUUCUAAUCCUUAUUCUUUUUGUAAUAUAUUUAUUACUCAGAACUCUUUUUAGGAGGUUGACACUGAUCAUUAAAAAAUUCUAUUUAAACGUUGAAAAAGAGAGAGAUACAACUGUCAAAAAAGACAAAUAGAGAAAAAUAGUGUAGAAGUCAAGCUAAGACAUUUAUUAGACAAAUAUUGAAUAUUGAAAAAUUUUUUACGAAAUUAGAUAGGCUACUGUGUAUAAUUUAUGUAAUAGUUUUAUAGAUAUAUCAAAAAUUCUUGAGAUAAUAAAAGUAUUAAAAAAUGAAA
Molecule: messenger RNA, 1807 nt
Organism: Diorhabda carinulata
Lineage: Eukaryota; Metazoa; Arthropoda; Insecta; Coleoptera; Chrysomelidae
Product: UDP-glycosyltransferase UGT5-like
Exons: 5
Coding region: 61-1647 (528 amino acids)
Molecular function (GO): UDP-glycosyltransferase activity
Source: RefSeq, a predicted model, not a curated record